Molecule: messenger RNA, 1716 nt
Organism: Drosophila eugracilis
Lineage: Eukaryota; Metazoa; Arthropoda; Insecta; Diptera; Drosophilidae
Product: pickpocket protein 19
Exons: 7
Coding region: 49-1716 (555 amino acids)
Biological process (GO): sodium ion transmembrane transport
Cellular component (GO): membrane
Molecular function (GO): ligand-gated sodium channel activity
Source: RefSeq, a predicted model, not a curated record
CUCCGAAUUCCGCUGAAAAGCUCAGUGAUUGAGUGACUCGGUACCAGAAUGGCCAAGGGAGAUAAACCUGCGGAGACAGCCAAAUUUGGUGGCAGUGAGAAGUGUUUGCUGGAUUUGCUGAGGGUCCACUUUAGGAGCUAUUGCGAAAAGUCAACGAUUCACUGCGUUCGCUACUUCUAUGAUCCACAGUUGCAUAAUUUGGAAAGGGUCAUCUGGUGCGUGCUGCUCAUCAUCAGCAUAGGCCUGUCCUGCUUCUUUUACCUUCUGCUCUCCGAGCGUUUUGUGUCCCAGAAACUGCAGACAGUUGUCCAUGAUCCACAAUAUCCAGUUUUCCUGGUUCAAUUUCCGGCCGUUGGAGUUUGCACGGAUAAUCGCAUCAAUUGGAGCAAAUUGGAGGCGGCCAAGGAGCAGUUUCUGCCUACCAAUUCCAGCGUUGAACUUGUGGAGAGCUUCACUGUUCUAGUUUCCCGGCUAGAAACUCUUCGCUUUGGUAGCUAUCUGGCCAAUUUGGCUCAACUGGAGGACGAUAACCUAGAGGCCGUGGGUUUUGUAAACCUGACCGAAUUGGCCAUUUUCUUGACCCUUAAGUGCGAGGACAUCAUAGUCACACACUCCUGUCUGUGGCGCAGUUCCUCCUUCAACUGUUGCGAGUAUUUUGUCUUGGAGAAGACAGAGUUCGGAUUUUGUUUGGUUUUCAAUUCGGAGAUUUCGCCACGGUCCAAGGCGAUUCGCCAGAAGGAGGGUCAUCACUUCUAUCCCAGGCAUAAUGCCAAGGCGGGUCAGAGUACGGGCUUGAAUUUCGAUUUACUCCUCAGCGAGAGUUUCAAGCGACCCGAUUCCCAGGCUAACGAUAAUGUUUAUAUAAUGAUAAAAAAGCCGGAUCAACUGAGCAAUGUAGUGUAUUCCAUGACCCAAAACACCGAGACCUAUGUGACUGUCCGUCCGGAUCUCACAUGGACGGAUGAGACCACUCGCAGUAUUCCGCCGGAGCGUAGGAACUGCCUUUUCGCGGACGAGCAGCAUGAGUUGGAUUCCCAGGAUUCGGCCAAGAAGUUUGGCAAGCCCUUUCAGCUCACCAACUGCUUGAACAGAUGUCAUGAAUCAUACUUAAUCCAGCUCUGCAACUGCUCCCUGCCCAUUUUCUUCUUACAAAACAGGAGAAUUAAAGAAUGCGAUGCAGCCAGCCUGCGCUGCCUGGCUCGUCACAAUGACAUUUUUAGCUACGAUAAGCGAAGGGACGAGGAUGCCCUUUUCAGUGCCACCAAGCCGGGGAUGACCUGUUCCUGUUUGGUGAACUGCUACCUGCUCGAUUACUAUACGGCCACCACCACGCUGCCGUUGUCAGCCCAUAAACUCCCCAAGGAUCCACAGCAGAAGCUAUUCAAGGUGGAUGUGCACUAUCAAGUGGAAACUACACCUUUGUAUCGCACAAGCUUGGAGUUCACCAUUAUAGAUUUAAUAGCCAAUCUGGGUGGAAUCUUUGGUCUCUGUUUGGGUGCUUCUAUGGUCAGUGCCUUCGAAUUGGUCUACUAUCUGACUGUGGGACUUGCCAUGCAUCUCUAUGACCACAAAUACUACAGGGUCUUGGGUAAGCAACUGCGCAUCAAGUGGCGAAAGUUCAAAGGUUACCUGAAAAACGAAGUCGGUCAACUGGCAGAGGUUCCUGUGGAAGGUAAACUAAGACAUCCCUUUAAUAACAGGAAAAAUGUUUGGUAA